Messenger RNA from Hypanus sabinus (Atlantic stingray), 564 nucleotides. RefSeq names its product EKC/KEOPS complex subunit LAGE3. Gene Ontology annotation, cellular component: EKC/KEOPS complex. Bases 106 to 399 code for a protein of 97 amino acids. The record is from RefSeq and is a predicted model, not a curated record. The transcript is spliced from 3 exons. Lineage: Eukaryota; Metazoa; Chordata; Chondrichthyes; Myliobatiformes; Dasyatidae.
ACAGGUCCCAACACCACCCCUCCGCUCAAUGGUAUCGUCCGCCACCACGCCAUUCCACCCCCACCGCUCCCUCUCAGUGGUCGCGUCCGCACUUUCUACCCAAACAUGGCGGCGGGAGGGGAGGCGGUUGCCAACGGCGACAACCGGCUGCACUUUAAUCUCAGCGUCCCUUUCCCAUCGGCAAGGGAGGCACAGAUCGCCUUGGGAUCCCUCAGCCCGGACGCCGAGCCCAGGAAAGGGGGAAUCAGCAGAACUUUAACCGUACAAGACUGCACACUUCAGGGCCACUGGGAGGCAGAAGAGGCCAGAAUCCUCCGUGUGUCCGUCAGCUCCUUCCUGGACAACCUCAGCCUGGUGCUGGAGACCAUGGACAGAUUUGGACCGGCCAGCUUCAGCUAGGGGCGGGGGGUCCGCGGGCAACGAGUCCAGGGGUGGCCAGUCCCGGGGGUUGCUGUUCGUGGGUGAUUCAGGAGGCUGCCUCCCAAGCAGGAAGUGCAAACGGAUGUGUGGAAGCAGCAGACUGCAGGAAUAAACUGCGGAGUGUCGACGGCCACUUUUUUCUUA